GGACAGUCAGGCACAUGUUUCCCUGCCUCUCAUGUUUCCUCUCACUGUGUUCAAACCUCCGAGAGGGAAAAGAGACGAUCCCAGCACUCUGCGCUCCUCUCCGUCUCCGCACAUUGCCAGUGGGCUGAUCACUGUCUGCUGCUCCGCACCAACUCCUGGAAAAUAUUCUGCGGAGCCACGUAAACGCCGCUUGUUUCAUUAUAUAAGCAGGGAGAGAGAAAACUGCAGCAGAGUACCCAGUGCUGGUCCGAGAGAUGUCCUGCGUGCAGAAUAUGAGCACCUCAUCUCCCCAUCGAGUCCUGUAACCAAUGGCAACCUCAGUCCAGACUCUUCCUCUGACCCGUGGCCCCAACAAAAACUUCCGUAACCCGUUGCCCCUCUCGUCCCGUUGCGGCAUGGGAAGUGUAGGUAGUCUGGUGGAGAGGCCAGAUGUGUCACCGACUAAAGGCAGCCGUGCAGUGCCCCAGGUGAGACCCAAACAGACCAACGGCCUCCUGAAGAAAGGCUUCACCCAAAGAGAGCUACUCAACUACCUCAACAUCACCAGAAAAGAGCCUAAAGCAAGUGCAAGCAGUGAGGGUAAGAAGGACGUUAUCCCUUGCCUCAGCCCUGCCAGUGGCCGUGAGGAGGACAACUUAUACGCCAAGGUCUACCAUAAAGACGGCACCGAAGUAGAUUUGACAAAGAACUCACUGCCAAGUGGGGGCAAGUAUGAAAAGGCUCGUUUAAGGUCUGCCUUCAAGCCUGUCACCCCCAAAAAUUUCAGCUCCAUGCAAAACCUCUAUCCAUCAUCCAAGUCGGAGGACGUGGACCAUGGCCUCUCUAACGGGCUCCACAGAGCCUACGCCCAUAUCCCUAAAGCUGUCUCCACGUCGUCUUCGUCUUCAUCGCCCUCACGUCAUGGAGGACCAACAGCCAGUGGAAACAAGACCCUCUCUUCGGUGCGUGGGAUGAGCCAGGAGGAUGAUAACCUGUCAGACUCAGGCCAUAACUCCAUGAGCAGCCUGCCGCCAUACCGGCCUCCCUUCCGCCCACACCUGUCUCACAUCAGUGCAUCUAUGGGCCACAUCAACACCAUUGGCUCCCUAGAACGCACCUCUCUGGGCCAGAAGGCUGCAGGGCCAGGCGGUGUUGCCAUUGGGGAAAUGGCGUGUCGGAGCAUGGCAACUCUGAGCCGUUUGGCUCCAUAUGGAGGGGAGGCUCCACCUCCUUAUGAAUGGACACUCUCCCUGUCUGUUGAGGAAGUGGUCCGGGAUCUCGAGGAGCGACUGGUGGAGAAAGAGCACGAGCUGAAACAGAUGAGGAGAAACCUGGAUGAAAGUGAGGGCGCCAUCGCUCAGGUGUUUGAAGGGAAGCAGCGUCUGUGGGAGAAGGAGGUGGAGGAGCUGAAACGUCUGUAUGCUGCCAAGCUGCGUCAGGUUUCCCAACAUGCACAGCGUUCCCAGCGCAGCCUGCAGUUGCAGCUGUUCAAGGCCCAGCAGGAGAAGAACAGACUGCAAGAGGAGCUCGACAACCUGAAUAAGGAAAGGAGCCAAGAGGCUGGAGCCAUAACAAAGCGAACCAGUCAGACUCUGGAGGAGACACAAUGGGAGGUUUGCCAGAAGUCAGGAGAGAUCUCCCUGUUGAAGCAGCAGCUGAGGGACUCCCAGGCGGAGGUGACCCAGAAGCUGAGUGAGAUCUUCCAGCUGAAGACGCAGCUCAGGGAGACCCGCACAGAUCUGCGCAACAGGGAGGGCCAGAUAGACGCACUGAAGCUAGUCCUGCAGGGGACACAGCGUCGCAGAUGCCCCUCUCAGACUGCACAUGAGGAUGGAAAAGGAGGUGAAGAGAGUCCUUCAGCUGGGGCAACAGGAGGAUGCGGGGGCCCUACGGAGGAGCGUCUGCGCGCAGAGCUCCUGCUGGAGCGACGCCAGAGCGAGGCCCAGGCAAUGGCUUUCGAGGAGGAGAGGAAGACAUGGCAGACAGAAAAGGACAAGGUCAUCCGCUACCAGAAGGAGCUGCAGGCCAGCUACUUAGAGAUGUACCACCGCAAUGAGGCGCUGGAGAGGGAACUGUACCUGCUGCGGCUAAACAGAGAGCGAGGAGGAGCAGGAGCAGGAGCAGGAGCAGGAGGAGGAGGAGGAGGAGGAGGGGGAGGAGGGAGCAGAGAUGGGACAUUGGAAAGAGAAGUGCCAGAGCUGAGGAGUGAGAGAGGGGGUGAAAAACAAGAGGACAGACCUUCCUCUGGUUUGCCAUGGAUAGAGAGAAUUGAAUCAUCUGAAAUUUGAAUGUGACGGACUGACUGGUAUUUGCAAUGCAAACUGUUUUCUCCCUGAAGUGUGCUUGCUAUGGAGGCCCAUGUCCGCCAGAAGAAGGGGAAAAAUAGACUUAACAAGUCAAAGGUAUGAGAUAAGGAAGAAUUUUUAACUCACUAAGGCAAAAUUUUAGACAUUUUCAGUACUUACCAGGUUAUUAAUUAUGAGGAAGCUAUCUACAUUUUUAAUUCACUUUGUCAAAAUGCUUUAUUUAACACAUUUUAAAUGAUGUGAUCCUCAAAUCUUUUGAUCUGCCGUGUAAAUAUGAUCAGAUACUAAGUCAGCAUGUUGACUCACUAAAGCUCACACUAUCCGUAAGACCAUUUUUCAGCUUUUACAAAGAGAUUUCUCACAUUUUUCCACAUCUCUCAGCAAAAAGCUUCUUCUUUCCCCAGUGUGGUGGCUGUGGUAAAGCCAUUUGAUGCUCCUGUUAGGAUUGUAAACUUCUGGUUGGUCAGUUGAUUGGUUGGUCCAUAUGCUCUUUUCCAACCAAAUUCUCAUUGGUCGGUCAAUCGCUGGUAUUUUUGGCCCACCCUUUCUCUCGGCAUUAUUAUCAUUUCAUUCGGCUACCAGUGCGUUUGCUACAUUCCACAAGCUCAUUUAGCUCUCUCAAUCUAAUCUUUGUUAAAUGCCACAAUCAUAUAAACACAGGCAAAUUAGCCAUCACUAACAUACCCUUAAGUCUUUCAGCCCGAAUUGGCUACCCAGCAGUUACUGCUUUGCUGUGGGUGUGUGCUUUGUGCUAACGUUAGCUGCUAUUAGCUGCUGAACAAGAGGCUCUCUCACUCUUUGGUUCAGAGGGUGUGUGCUGUGCCACCAUAGACUGCGUGCUACUGGGUUAGCUGCUAACAAGAGUCUGUCGCUGCAGCCAAGCCUUUGUUCUUUGACUCAGGGGGUGUGUGUGUGCUUUGUGCUACUGGGUUAGCUGCUAAUGAGAGUUCUUCACUUCGCAGCAACUCCCUCUUCGUUUCAGUUUCUUCAGAAGACACGCCCCCAGCAUCUUGGAGCAGAGAAUCAAAUUUGGCUGAGUGGUUAAUAACACACUUUUCUAUUGUGUGGUAAACUCAUAACACAUUUAUUUUUGCUUUACCUUGACUUUACGUCAACACUGGGAUAGUACUACCUCAAAAGUCUGACAUAUUAUCUCAUAUUUUUGACUUUGAAGAGUAUAUUGAUUUUUUACCAUGCAUAAUUUUCAUCUGUUUUCCUUCUCCUGGCCUCUCAUGGGCUUCCAUAGUUUCUUGUCUGUUUGCCAUUCUCUGCCCAUGCACCCUUGUUGAUUGUUUAAUGCCCUGAUCCUGCAAAGACUGGACCAAUAAUCUCCUACAGAACACACUAAUACUGAGGGUAGCUGCACAGAGACACUGUCUGUGUCUCGUCUGUCCUUUGGCAGAAGAGUGGUGACAACUCAGUAAAAAUACAGCCAAACACCUGAACUGUCCUGCUUAAGACUUCUAUCCAAUUAUAAACCUGUAAAUGAGCAAAUUAAUAUCCUGAUUGUUUAUAUUUUAUGUUCAUUUGAUAGAUAAUUUCUGGUUUGGACUGCUGUAUAGUCUUAGUCUUAUAGACAGUAACCAAAGGACUCAAAGGGAUUUGGUGUGGCCCAGGAACAUCUCAGCACCUGUUCAGUCUGUGCAGAAGGGUCUGUGAAUUCAGGGUUCACUUGGGUCUGUGAGGAAAGCUGCAUCUCUGGGUUAAGUAUUUGGGAUUAAACCAAUCUGGUGCCAAGGUACUAAUGCUAUGUCUUUGCCAUGGAGAAAACUGUGUACCAUACUUAAGAAACUGGAAAUGUUGGACCUUUAUCUCAUUGAGUGUCCAGCUCCUGUCAGAUGAGAUCUAUAAAUUUUGUACAUAAUGUAAUUUUGAUUUGAUCGGCCUUUGUCAUUGUAUUUCAAGCACACUGUUGUCUUAAAUGGGCAUAUUGCCACAUGUUUUGAUUGCAGUGAAAGCAAUCGACACAUUCGGAUGUUAAACAUGACUGCCCUGCUUACCGGUGCGAUUUGUUGCGCAUACCCAGCCAAUGCCAUUAUAAAAUGCAUGACAUAGGUGAAGUUGCUCUCUUGUAUUGUUUAUUAUGAAUAUAUGAACAUCCAAAAGCCAGCUCUCAACCAACCCUUCAACAUACUGUGACUCUUGUCUAUUUACUGGAAUUAAACCUGUACAAUAUAAAUAUAUAUGUUUGGAUUCAUAAUAAACAUUUAUGAAGUGGUGAAAGAGCUUUGUA
This is a messenger RNA of Epinephelus lanceolatus (giant grouper), 4518 nucleotides long. It is a transcript of the gene n4bp3, whose product is annotated as NEDD4 binding protein 3. Lineage: Eukaryota; Metazoa; Chordata; Actinopteri; Perciformes; Serranidae. Gene Ontology annotation, cellular component: cytoplasmic vesicle. The record is from RefSeq and is a predicted model, not a curated record.